AUGACCAACAUUGUCAACCCCUCCCCAUCAAAAAGUACUGGCUAUGCUGCUGAUGGGGAUCAUUUUUCUCUCUCUCUUUUUGCAGUGCCAACAUUCCAGGCACUUACCUACGACGAAUUAGGCCUUCUAUCGUACAGAAUUCUGCCGACGCCUGACAAUGUGUACAAAGGAGUGAUAGAAAAGCCGCUGAUUGUAGUUUCGCUGGCGAACGAGAAGCCCUCUUUUCAAUUUGCCCCGGGGGGUCUGCGAGGCCUGCUAAAAGAUCCACAGAGCAAGCAACUGGUGCACCAACUCACCAAAGAUGACCAGAUCACUGUGGUUAUCUACCAGAAAUCGUCCUUGCCUUCAGCCAUUUUUCCCGAAAAGCUACAAGCUAUAGUCAGAGUGCCUGAGUACCAGACAACAUUGGAAACACUUAUGGAGCCUCCUCCAGUCGUAAUGCUGAUACGAAAAAAUCAGUUGAAGUCACUCAACCUACACACCAAUCUUGGCCAGGUUGGCGGUUUGAUAGUGCAAGACAAAGACAUCCGAGUGGACAGAGAUGAGAGGCAGCUGAUGAAUCACUUCGCCACCACCCCCUCUGACAACACCCUCUACCUCGUUCACCCAGAAACUCGCUACUCCGACAACCACGCUCCAGCAGCCCUUCAUUUUCCCACCCCCAUCCCUGCUCUGCCACCCCUCAACAUUCCCAACAAUGUCGGUCCUUUUUAUAUCUAAAACAACCCUGGUCAUUUUCUGAAUUGAACUUGUAGAAGGUUUUCCUACUAGAACCAGGAAUGUUCAAAAGAAGAUUAUCAACUAGAACAAUAUAGCCUACGUUGUUCAGUACUAGUUCUUCACUAUAACCAGAAACUUAUUUUCCUACUAGAACCUGGCCUUAUUCUAACGAUUCAGUGAAACGUUAAAAAGUAGAUUUUCAAGACUAGUACAACGUACGGUACGUACUUUGUAAAGUAGUUUUCCCACUAUAACCAAGAACUUAUGUUUCUAUCAUGAAAUGUGAAACAUAUUAUAAUAUAAUACCAGAGUGUUUAUUACCUAGUAUGUUGAGAAUAUCCAAAACUAAAAGUUUGUUGAGCAUCCUUCAUUCUUAACAAUUGAUAGAGCUAGUGAUUAAUUGAAGGUGAUUCCGAUAUUGAUAUGACACGAAAUAAUAUUAAGAAGACUCCUGCAACUGUAACUGCAAAUAUUGAUUAUUGAGAGAAUAAUAGCUCAGAGAAUAACAGAUGUCACAGAAUUGCUAGGAGAAAAAUCUAUGAACGCUCAAAACAGAAGUAUUUGUCCGAUUGCGAAUCAAACUCAGACUCUCAUUAUUUUCAUCACCCAAAUAUUAGUAUAGAACUAAGGGAUUUGAAAUAUUAUUAGUAUUACUAUACAAUUAUAUUACUAUAUUACUCAUAUAUUACUUGUUAGUAUUAUAAUACUAACAAUAAAAUAUUAUUAUUAGUAAUAACAUGGAAUGAAGAUCACUUUGAACUAUAAUGUAACUCACAGAUUUUUUGUCAUUGCAUGUUUAUUUAUAUUGGAAAAGUUUUAUUGGAAUACUUCUUUGUUAUAAAAAAAGUUUUGAAUGCGCCA
Messenger RNA from Nilaparvata lugens (brown planthopper), 1581 nucleotides. RefSeq lists its product as uncharacterized. The transcript has 3 exons. The coding region runs from base 1 to 720 and encodes 239 amino acids. NCBI's taxonomy places the organism in Eukaryota, Metazoa, Arthropoda, Insecta, Hemiptera, Delphacidae. The record is from RefSeq and is a predicted model, not a curated record.